UUCCUGAGUCUCAGUUUGUUCUAGUUGUUAUAUGAAUACGGUUUAAAUUUUAACAAAUAAGAAGAUGAAGUUGUGUUUUAUGUUUUCUACUUGUCUGGUUGCAGCAUUAGCUGCGCCACAAUUUGGAGAUGAUCCAAUUAUGGAUUUCUCGUCUACUGAAGAUACGAGCCUCAAUCGUAGUUCCGACGAUGGAGGUGAAGAUUCAGAAAAUCUCGAAAAAUUGCAUUAUUUCAAUGCCACCAAAAAAGGCAAUUUGAAGGUCGUAAAAGAGCUUGUCGAUCAUGGACUUGAUGUCAAUAUCAAAGAUCCAUUUCAACGAACGGGUCUACAUCAUGCUGCUGACAAGGGCUAUGAAGAGAUUGCACAAUUUUUGGUUGAUCAUGAUGCCGAGCUCGAUUUCGUAGAUUUCAUUGGAAUGACGCCCAUCCAUUAUGCAGCGGAAAAUGGACACGAAAAGAUCGUGGAAUUGUUGUGCAAUCACGAUGCAGUAACGAACAUUACGGACUCCUUCGGAGAAACUCCCUUCCAUUAUGCUGCCAUAAAAGGUUUUGUGGAGAUAUCGAAAAUAUUGGUCAAUCAUGGUGCAGAUGUUGAUAUUAAAAAUGAUUUGCAAUCGACGCCACUCCAUCACGCAGCUACAAAUGGUCAUGAGAGCUUGAUUGAAUUGUUGAUUAACUACGGCGCUGAUGUGAACGCCUCAGAUUUCUUCGGACGAACUCCUCUUUAUCUUGCUGCCCGGGAAGGUCGCCUUAAGGUUAUGGAAUUAUUGUUUAAAAAUGGCGCAAAUCCCAAUUUAAAAGAUAACGAUGACCAAACUCCACUUUUCAAUGCAGCUGCCUCAGGACGUACAAAAGUGGCAGAUCUUCUCAUCUUAAAUGGCAUCGAUGCGAGUCUGAAGAAUAAGAAAGGAAAAACUGCUCUUGAUGUGGCUAAAGAUGGAGGACAAGGAGAAGUUGUUGCAUUACUUCAAAAGGCUUGAAAAACCAAUAAAUUUAUACUGAAUUGAGUGAAACGAUUGAAAUGUUUUCAAAUCAUUUUUUCCCCCUGUUUUAUGCAAUCUAAAAUGUAUUAAAUAAUUCGAAUGGAAUUUCACAAAUUGUAUUUAAUUUUGUUUUUUCAUUGAAUUUAUAUUAUUGGAAGUGGUAAAAAAAAGUUUUAUUUGAAUAAAAAAAUUGGGAUCGCAUUUUGACUAAGCGUAAAAAUUGAAUG
Sitodiplosis mosellana (orange wheat blossom midge) is the source of this 1209-nucleotide messenger RNA. RefSeq names its product 26S proteasome non-ATPase regulatory subunit 10-like. Gene Ontology annotation, molecular function: protein binding. The record is from RefSeq and is a predicted model, not a curated record. The transcript has 10 exons. Lineage: Eukaryota; Metazoa; Arthropoda; Insecta; Diptera; Cecidomyiidae. The coding region runs from base 65 to 979 and encodes 304 amino acids. Gene Ontology annotation, cellular component: cytoplasm; nucleus.